Arvicola amphibius (Eurasian water vole) is the source of this 1145-nucleotide messenger RNA. It is a transcript of the gene Trir, whose product is annotated as telomerase RNA component interacting RNase. The transcript has 2 exons. Gene Ontology annotation, molecular function: 5'-3' exonuclease activity; 3'-5' exonuclease activity. Lineage: Eukaryota; Metazoa; Chordata; Mammalia; Rodentia; Cricetidae. Bases 71 to 484 code for a protein of 137 amino acids. The record is from RefSeq and is a predicted model, not a curated record.
GCCAGUCCCGCGCCAAGCGCGCGAUCUGAGAGCCUUUCCCGACGUUCCUUGCGCGGCACCUGGCGACAAAAUGGCUGCCCGAGGGAGACGGGCGGAGCCUCCUGGUCGGGAGGCGCCCGGCCCGGCGGGCGGCGGCAGGAGUCGAUGGGCUGAAUCGGGGCCAGGAACGUCACCCGAGAGCGGGGACGACGAGGUGUCUGGCUCAAGUCCGGUGUCCAGCGGUGUGAACUUGUUCGCCAACGACGGCAGCUUCCUGGAGCUGUUCAAGCGGAAGAUGGAGGAGGAGCAGCGGCAGCGGCAGGAGGAGCCACCCCCGGGCCCGCAGCGACCCGACCCAUCGGCCUCCGCCGCGGCGGGCCCAGGGAAUCCGAAGAGGAAGGGCGGCCCAGGCCCCACGCUCAGCUUCGUGGGCAAGCGCAGAGGCGGAAACAAACUAGCCCUCAAGACGGGAAUAGUAGCCAAGAAGCAGAAGACGGAGGGAUGAGGUGAGUGGGCUGCUAGGGGUGCCACCCUAAUUGUCUUGUCUUUCCAGAUUCAGGCUUUGGAUGGGUGGGUCUGGUAGGGUGGGAGGUCCCCCAGAUAACCUGCCUCUGCUUAUUUUUAUCUCAAACCCAGGACAUUUAGGGGGACAUUAGGGAUGGGUUAUCUGUCUCAUUGUGUUCCUGACUCUUGUCCCAGCUGUUUCAUCAUCUGUCUUCCAACUGGUCCUCCCCUCUUCGACCCCACAGUAUUAACAAGUAAGGUGACGCAUGGGCCAAGUACAUGGCAGAAGUGAAAAAGUACAAAGCCCACCAGUGCGGUGAUGAUGAUAAGAACUCGGCCCCUGGUGAAAUGACCCCCUUCCUGGGUGCUUCACUGCCUGGGACUCUCUGCGAUGUAAUAACUAUUUAAAGUGGUAAUGGCAGCGGCCUUCCUGGAGGACUGAUACACGAGAAGGAAACCAAGGCGCUUCCGUGGCCGCAGACCAUUCUUCCAGGGACUCUUUUUUUUACCUUGAGCCUUGCCUCCUGAGACUUACUAGACCAGUGGUUUACUGUCCCCUUUCUUCCCACCACCUCGCUUUCUCUGGCUCUGUCUGUCUCUUCUCGCUGUCUCUCCUUUUAGCAGUCACUUCUGAGAAGUAAAGAACCUGAUUUAGUGCUGGA